AUGUGGCAAUAGCUCAAGCUAGUUUUCUCCUACUUCAUCUGCUCCUAUCUAUUUUUAAAUAGGCGAGCGAAAAGUGAAAUAUAUAUUUUAAAAUAAUCACCUUCGUAAAGGGAUUAUUUAAGAAGACUGAAAAUGGGAAGGAGAGCAUGUUGUGAAAAAAUAGGGUUGAAGAAAGGUCCGUGGACUGCUGAUGAGGACCAGAAGCUCCGCGACUUUAUUCACGCUAAUGAUACUAAAUACUGCUGGAGAGCUGUUCCGAAACUUGCGGGACUGCUAAGGUGUGGGAAGAGCUGCAGGCUGAGAUGGGCAAAUUAUUUGAGACCGGAUCUCAAGACGGACACUCUAUCUAAGAAAGAAGAGAAGCUUGUCAUUCAUCUCCGCUCUCAAUUUGGCAACAAAUGGUCCCAGAUUGCUUCGCAUUUGCCUGGAAGGACUGAUAAUUAUAUCAAGAACUACUGGCAUAAUCACAUUAAGAAAAGGUUGAAUCAGAUUGAUUCAAAGGCGCAUAAACCCCGUUUCCCUGAUCAACCUGCUACUACUAGUACUCAUUAUAACACAUGCCAAAAAAGAGCGGAGAAAAGGAGAGAAGACAUGGACGCGGUCUGUGAAGAUGAUAUGGCCAAAGAAAAUUUAACCAUCGACUCCGGAUUCUCGGUUGACGAAAUUCCAUUGAUCGAGGACCACGAGAUUAUUAACCCUCAUUCUCUUCAUCUCCCGUCUAAUGAUUGUUCCACAUCCUCUAUUCCUUAUCCCUGCACUGCAUUAACCGCGACGAAAGUUGAAAACGUCAAGUCUUCGGCAUAUUGGCAGGGAAAUGAUGAAUGCAAUAACUAUGAUGGAAACAUGGGGGUUUAUUAUUCGUGUGAAGAUGAUUUCACUGAUUGGGAUUGGCUUCUUAAUGAUUUUGAUAUUGACGAAGAGAUUGAUUAAGAAAUGAUUCUGUCGCCUCCUGAAGAUGCAUAUGGUCACAAGCUGUACCCGAGAAUUCAUGGUCGUCUUAGAUGAGUGAAAUUUGUAAAGUUUAAACUGUGGUAAUUACUGGAUGAUGGUAUAUCUGGCCUCCUGGAUAUAUAAGAGAAUAUAUUCAGAUAGAUCGUAUGUAUUUUACAUUUGAUUUUUGUUUGCCUUAUCUUCGGCCUUUAUUUAAAUCCAAGAAGUUUCAACUAAUAAUGAAAGACCCUGCAGGG
Molecule: messenger RNA, 1187 nt
Organism: Daucus carota subsp. sativus
Lineage: Eukaryota; Viridiplantae; Streptophyta; Magnoliopsida; Apiales; Apiaceae
Product: transcription factor MYB20
Exons: 3
Coding region: 133-930 (265 amino acids)
Source: RefSeq, a predicted model, not a curated record